Messenger RNA from Lycium barbarum (goji berry), 1205 nucleotides. RefSeq names its product THO complex subunit 4D-like. The record is from RefSeq and is a predicted model, not a curated record. The coding region runs from base 203 to 1063 and encodes 286 amino acids. Gene Ontology annotation, cellular component: nucleus. The transcript is spliced from 7 exons. Gene Ontology annotation, biological process: mRNA export from nucleus. NCBI's taxonomy places the organism in Eukaryota, Viridiplantae, Streptophyta, Magnoliopsida, Solanales, Solanaceae. Gene Ontology annotation, molecular function: mRNA binding.
ACAAAACAAAAGCAAAGUAGUAGAAAAUACUCUCCAAUUCACCUUUUUUCUCACAAACCCUAGCAUCAAAAUUCAUCUCUAUUAAACCUAAAAAAUCUCUUCAUAAUUUGUGGAAGAAUUGCAGAUUUUGCUUGUUCGUUGUGUGUUUCUACAGAUCUCGAUUGGCUUUUAGCUGAAGUUCUCCUGUUCUGCUUAGAUCAUCAUGGCUUCGCUAGACAUGACCCUUGAUGAUAUGAUAAAGAGUAGGAGAAAUAAUGAGAGGGGUGGCAGGGGUCAAGGCAGGGGCCGACGUGGAAGAGGGGCAGGGGGAUCAUUUAGAGGGGGAUCGUUUAGAGGUGGAUCAUUUAGAGGUGGAAGGACAACAGGAGCUCCUCGUAGAAUGCCACUUGGCGUUAAUGCUCAGCCAUCAGCCCACACAAUUGCCAAGUCUUUCCGCAGAACCAAGAAUUUGCCAUGGCAGAAUGGUUUGUUUGAGGAUAGCCUUAGAGCUGCAGGAUUAUCAUCAGUGUUGGAGAGUGGCACAAAAGUAUAUGUCUUCAAUUUGGACAUUGGAGUGACUAAUGAAGAUAUAAGGGAGCUCUUUUCCGAGAUUGGAGAACUAGUACGAUAUGCAAUCCACUAUGACAAAAAUGGACGUCCAAGUGGAGCUGCUGAGGUGGUCUUUGCCAGAAGAAGUGAUGCAUUCCAAGCUCUUAAAAGAUAUAACAAUGUGCAGUUGGAUGGGAAGCCUAUGAAGAUUGAAGUAGUUGGUUCCAACCCAGAAAUUCCUAUGUCAGCUCAUGUAAAUGUAGUUGGAGGAACCAACCGGAGGAGGACUGUUGUCAUGGCGUCGGGUGGCUCAGCUCGUGGAAGAGGAGGCGCUACAUCUUUUACUGGUCGGGGUUUUAGUCAAAGGGGCCGUGGUGGUUUUAGGAAUGCACCUAGGCGUGGUCGGGGUGGCGGUCGUGGUCGAGGUCGGGGCCGCGGUGGUAGGGGAAGUAACAGGGGUGUUGAGAAGUCAGCUGAGGAUCUGGACAAGGAGCUGGAUAGCUACCAUGCCAUAGGUGAACCCAUGCAAUCUUAGUUGUGCUAAACUUGCGACUUAACUAGAAGAGCUGCUCAGUGCUGCUAUGUUUUCCAGUUGUAGUUUCUUACCGUUUAUGAUUGUAUGGAUGAAGCCUAUUAAUACUCUAAUGAAUGAAUGGAAAAUAGUGUGGUUCAUGUUU